Molecule: messenger RNA, 3040 nt
Organism: Neoarius graeffei (lesser salmon catfish)
Lineage: Eukaryota; Metazoa; Chordata; Actinopteri; Siluriformes; Ariidae
Gene: fzd7a
Product: frizzled class receptor 7a
Exons: 1
Coding region: 574-2238 (554 amino acids)
Biological process (GO): canonical Wnt signaling pathway; non-canonical Wnt signaling pathway
Cellular component (GO): plasma membrane
Molecular function (GO): Wnt-protein binding; Wnt receptor activity
Source: RefSeq, a predicted model, not a curated record
GUGUGCGCUGCGUGCUCGCGCUCAAACCGUGCAGAGAGAGAGAGACGUGAUUUUGCACGCGCUCUGAGACGGACGACCGACAGACAGACCGACAGACAGACAGACUCGGUCUAACCUGGGGGAAAGAGUUUAUACGCGUGGAUCAAAACAUCCUCCAAAGUGCAUGAGAUACGCAUUCAAGGGCACUGAGGAAGCCAUGGAAAGUUAACAUCUGGAUGGUUUUCUGAUCUGAUCCCAGUAAUUUAGUUAAUAAUGGACUUUGGAGCAACUUGGUGAGUUUUUUGAAGACAAAACGCGUACAUUUCUUUUUUUUUUUUUUUGCAAACUUGUCCGACCUGAUGGUGCCAUCAUGCUCGUCUGGAUACUCAGAGUGAGUUGGUGUUAAAAAAAAAAAAACCGAUGCAAGCAACAGCUGGAAAGGAUUUCCCCUCUGUGUAAUUGGGUGAAAUUCAGUGUUGGACUAAACAGGCCUAGUUUAAAUUUUUUUUGACCAUACUUAGCCUCCAAAAAAAAAAAAAAAAGACAACAUAUUGUCUUUUUUUUUUUUGUCCCAUAACGACGGCUUUCUCCAAAAUGCGGCGGUGCGCGGAACAUGUGGACUUUCUCUUUGCAACUAUGUGCCUUUUGUGUUUCACCCCAAGCAGCGGUCAGUACCACGGGGAGAAGGGCAUCUCCAUCCCGGAGCACGGAUUCUGCCAGCCCAUCUCCAUUCCUCUGUGCACGGACAUUGCGUACAAUCAGACCAUCAUGCCUAAUCUUCUCGGUCACACCAACCAGGAGGACGCAGGACUCGAGGUGCACCAGUUCUACCCGCUGGUAAAAGUGCAGUGCUCGGCUGACCUGAAAUUCUUCCUGUGCUCCAUGUACGCGCCUGUGUGCACGGUGCUGGAGCAGGCCAUCCCACCAUGUCGCUCCCUCUGUGAGCGGGCCAGACAGGGCUGUGAGGCGCUCAUGAACAAGUUCGGGUUCCAGUGGCCCGAGCGCCUGCGCUGCGAGAACUUCCCAGUCCAUGGCGCGGGUGAGAUCUGCGUGGGUCAGAACACAUCAGAGGCUGGAACUUCGACGUCCGAUCCGACACCGUAUGCGCCCGAUCUCAUCACACUGCCACCCAUUGGAGGUAGAAACUCUCAGCAGUUCACUUGCCCUCUGCAGCUCAAAGUGCCAUCAUACCUCAACUACUAUUUCAUGGGUGAGAAGGACUGCGGCGCGCCGUGUGAGCCCGCCAAGCCCAACGGCCUCAUGUACUUCCGUGAAGAAGAGGUGAAGUUCGGACGCCUCUGGGUGGGCAUCUGGUCCAUUCUGUGCUGCGUGAGCACCCUUUUCACUGUGCUCACCUAUUUGGUAGAUAUGAGGCGAUUCCGAUAUCCGGAGAGACCCAUCAUCUUCCUGUCUGGCUGCUAUUUCAUGGUGGCCGUGGCCUACGCGGCGGGUUUCUUCCUUGAGGACAAGGUGGUUUGCAUCGACAAAUUCAGCGAGGAUGGAUACAAGACAGUAGCGCAGGGUACAAAGAAGGAAGGAUGCACCAUCCUCUUUAUGAUCCUUUACUUCUUCGGAAUGGCAAGCUCCAUCUGGUGGGUCAUCCUGUCCCUCACGUGGUUCCUCUCAGCUGGCAUGAAGUGGGGCCAUGAGGCCAUCGAGGCCAACUCGCAAUACUUCCAUCUGGCAGCAUGGGCCGUUCCUGCGGUCAAGACCAUCACCAUCCUCGCCAUGGGGCAGGUGGACGGAGACCUGCUGACAGGCGUGUGCUAUGUGGGUAUAUACAGUGUGGCGUCUCUGCGGGGUUUCGUCCUGGCACCACUCUUCGUUUACCUCUUCAUCGGCACGUCGUUCCUUCUAGCAGGCUUCGUGUCGCUCUUCCGCAUCCGCACCAUCAUGAAGCACGACGGCACAAAGACUGAGAAGCUGGAGAAGCUCAUGGUGCGCAUUGGGGUGUUCAGUGUGCUCUACACCGUGCCUGCUACCAUCGUGAUCGCGUGCUAUUUCUACGAGCAGGCUUUCCGUGAGCACUGGGAGAAGACGUGGCACAUGCAGACGUGCAAGCGCUUCGCUGUGCCCUGCCCGGCCGGCAACUUCGCACCCAUGUCACCCGACUUCACCGUGUUCAUGAUCAAGUACCUGAUGACCAUGAUCGUAGGAAUCACGUCUGGCUUUUGGAUCUGGUCCGGCAAAACGCUGCAAUCGUGGCGCAGGUUUUACAAAAGACUCAGUAACAAUAACCAGGGUGAGACGACUGUAUGAAAACAGGACACGACCAUGAGAGUCAAAGACAAGACUGAAUUUUGGAGGGAAUUGGUUCGCCGAGCCUGGACGACACUUUUUUUUAAUAGACAUUUUCUUGUAAACGAGCCCAAACACAGAUCUGCAGUUUCAGAUAAACAUGCUUUACAGCAAUUCUUGCUUUGUCUUUUGAGAAAUGAAAAUCUGUGGACACUCAAAAAAAAUUAUUAACAAUAAUAAUAAUAAUAAUAAUAAAAAACAACAACAACAUGCCAACAUGUUUUCCCAAACUUCUGGCUCACUCGCCUUUGUUUUAUUCAUGUGAAACACAUAUUUUGACUUUGCCUCUAUGUACCAGUAUAUUUUACACGUGAUCUCUGCACAUGCAUUUUUAAGGCCGACAUUUCACGCGCUGUACUCGGCAUAUAGGCGACAUGUAGCGCUCAUUACUGUGGAAUCAUGAUUCUUUAUUUUAAACCCAAGAAUAUUGACCAUGUUUUGCUUUCCAGAUGUAUCCUCUCUCCUCUUCUAUGGACUUGUAUGACUUUCAGAGCCACCCACUGACAAUCGUGCAUCGUUCAUGUGGCACAAAAGUGCACCAGGUUUGGGGUUGGAGGCCUACAUGCAUGUGUCCAGCUGGGAAAUUAUGCAAGCUCCUUUUAAACUGCGUAACUUGUAAAUAAUCACCUUUUCGUAAAGAAUAUAUGUAUUUAUGAAGAUAAUCUUGUUGGGUUUUUUUACUUGAUUUUUUUAAAAACAGAAAAUUGGUAAGAGGACAUUUGUAUAUGUACAGUUUCACCGAAUAAAACGAUUAGAUUUUUAA